AGACUCAUUCUUGAAUGGUACUUAUAUAUUUAUAACUCGUGAAGAUUAUUUGAAUUUUCUUAUCAAUUCCACAUAGUUUAUUAACUUAUUAUCUAUUAGGCAGACAUUUUUGAGAUGUCAUUUUCAAUGAAAUUUCUAGUCAAGCCUUUGGUGAUAUCUUAUGGAAACAGCAUUACAGUUCAUAGACAAAUCCAUAGAUGGGUAGCUCCUACUCUGAAGGCUUUAAACAACAGAAAACGGGAAAUGGGCCCUCAACCAAUUAAUAGAAGAAGUGAUUAUCUGGAAUGGAAUUAUAAAGCUGAAAUCUAUUCUUUUGGAAAACGGUUAGGGGAAGAUUUUAAGGAAGACUUAUUACGUGAAGCAUUUACUGAAAAAUCAUUUAUAAAUCUAGAAGCCGAAAAAUUAAUGAAAGUUGGAGUUGAUCCUCAACUUGAUAUGAAAGACAAUGCUAAUUUCUCUGUUGAAGGUGAAAAAUUUAUAAGUCAAUGUGUUCUCAAGUAUUUGGUGUCAGUUCUACCCUCUCUUCCAUCUGAACAUAUCGAAUCGAUACAUAAUUUCUUGCUAAGUGAUGAAAAGCUGUCCACUGUUUCUAAAAAUAUUGGUAUAGAUGACCUUGUUUUGACUGCUGAAUAUCCCCUAGAACAGAGUACAUUAAGUCGAUCGUUAAAGAGUGUUAUCCAUGCUCUAGUUUUAAGCAGUGGUGAAGAAAGAGCUUCAAAAUUUGUUACGGACUUCAUAAUAACUCAGCUUUGUGGGGAAGACAUCACUCCUUUGUGCACUCCAGAAAAUCCAAUUGAAAAACUGAAAUCGACAGUAGGCGCAAAUAUAGAAUCUAGGAUAAUUGUUGAAAGUGCGAAAAAUACACUUCUGGCUAAUUAUCAAGUUGGCAUAUAUCAGGAAAAAAAUCUUUUAGGAAGAGGAUGUGGAGAAAGCCCAUGGAUUGCAGAAGAAAUGGCUGCUCUUGAUGCACUUUGGCGAUUAUGGGGUAUAACUUCAAACAAAAAACCUUUUCCUAUUAAAUCUCAAAAAAUUGUAAACAGUGUAAAUAUGUAAUGAUAAAUAUGAGUGUAUAUGUAUUUAUAAAUGUAUUGUACAAAUAAUGUAAAUAAUUUCAAUAGAUUUUUUUUUUAAAUGAUAAAUUAAUAAAUUUUACAGAAAAGUUUCGAUA
Molecule: messenger RNA, 1168 nt
Organism: Nezara viridula (southern green stink bug)
Lineage: Eukaryota; Metazoa; Arthropoda; Insecta; Hemiptera; Pentatomidae
Source: the annotation of a GenBank genome assembly